AUGGUUGCUGCUGCUGUACUUGAUGUUGUUGCAACAGAGAAGGAUGCUGCUGUGCUUGGGACUGGUGCAAGGCAUGAUGGUGCUGUUGCUGGGGAUGUUGCUGCAGAAUGGGGUGCUGUUGUUGCUGCGACUGCGGCUGCGGCUGUUGAGCUUGUACCUGUGUUUGCGCUUGUGGCUGUUGAUAUUGGCGCUGAUAUGCAUGAUGGAACUGAAGCUGCUGUGGUUGAGGCUGGUAUGGCGACCGUUGAGCCUGCUGCUGCUGGAACCUUGACUGUUGUUGCUGGUAUGUUUGCUGGGCUUGCUGCUGCUGGGCCUGAGUAUGAGCGGGUUGUUGGGUCUGCUGUGCUGCUUGCUGCUGAGCCUGCUGCUGAGCCUGCUGUUGCGCCUGUUGCUGAGCCUGCUGUUGAGCUUGUUGCUGCGCCUGUUGCUGAGCCUGCUGCUGGGCCUUUUGCUGUGCUUGCUGUUGAGCUUGCUGCUGAGCCUGUUGUUGCGCCUGUUGCUGAGCCUGCUGCUGGGCUUGCUGAGCUUUCUGCUGGGCCUGUUGCUGGGCUUGUUGUUGAGCCUGCUGGGCUUGUUGUUGAGCCUGCUGAGCUUUCUGCUGAGCUUGUUGCUGUGCCUGCUGCUGAGCUUGCUGUGCCUGCUGCUGCUGAUACGUCUGAUGGGCAUGUUGCUGGUAAGGAGACUGCUGAGCCUGAGCCUGAUAGGGAGAAGCCUGAUGCUGGGCCUGCGGAUAUUGGGCCUGCGGAUACUGGGCCUGCUGCGCUUGAUACGGCGAUGCUUGAGCUUGCUGGUAAGGGGAUUGCUGCUGCGUAUGCUGGUACGGCGACGCUUGUUGUGUCUGUUGAUACGCGGACUGAGGGAAGGCAUGCUGAGGCUGGGCGGUGGUCAGCAUCGGCGACGCCGCAGCAGAGGUUUGCGUCGUGGGAUGCGUGUGCGGCGUCUGUCGAUGCUGAAGAUGUUGCUGUUGCAGUCGGUCAAAAGACUGCUGGGGAGAAGCAAGACCCAUCGCAUGCGCAUGCGGGGACAUGGCAGCCUGCGCAUUCAUCGUGGGAUGAGUACGGAAAUUGGCCAUGGGGUUCAUAUUCCGUUGCAGGCUUUGCAAGGAUAGAUAGGGAUCUUUCAGCUGGCCAACGGAGUCGGCAUUGCGAGACAGCAGAUCGGACGAGCCCUGUGGCGGGUAAUGUCCGGAGAACGGACUAUAAUGGCCGCCCGUGGGGAGGCCGACUACAGGGCCUGUGGAGGAUGGGGUCAUUUUGCGGAGAUCUGGGGACUGAGCCGCCAAUUCCACCUGCGAUUGACCCCGGAAUAGGGCGCCAUUACUGGCCAUACCGGGAGCAUGAUGGGGAUGAGCAGCAGCCGCGGCAGUCAUGGACGGGGACUGCAGAUGGUGCUGCUGUUGGUGCUGCGGAUGAGCAUUUUGCUGGGGCGGGCGUUGUUGAUGAAACGAAUGCCCAUUAUAGCCCAUCAUCUUGA
Aspergillus costaricaensis CBS 115574 is the source of this 1473-nucleotide messenger RNA. RefSeq lists its product as uncharacterized. The transcript has a single exon. The coding region runs from base 1 to 1473 and encodes 490 amino acids. NCBI's taxonomy places the organism in Eukaryota, Fungi, Ascomycota, Eurotiomycetes, Eurotiales, Aspergillaceae. The record is from RefSeq and is a predicted model, not a curated record.